Exophiala oligosperma is the source of this 553-nucleotide messenger RNA. RefSeq lists its product as uncharacterized. The transcript has a single exon. The record is from RefSeq and is a predicted model, not a curated record. Gene Ontology annotation, molecular function: protein heterodimerization activity. Bases 134 to 553 code for a protein of 139 amino acids. Lineage: Eukaryota; Fungi; Ascomycota; Eurotiomycetes; Chaetothyriales; Herpotrichiellaceae. Gene Ontology annotation, biological process: rRNA (guanine-N7)-methylation; tRNA methylation; peptidyl-glutamine methylation.
UACACCCCCAAGUCAUACACAACAAUUAACUCGCUACAAUUUCUCGACGUCGACAUCGACUUGUUCCACGGAGGUCAACAUCUCACACUGACUGAUCCCUACAAUAGAAAGAACAAAAGAGAAAUUCGACACCAUGAAACUCCUGACGACAAACUUCCUCACCUGCGCCGUCAAGGCUUGCAAGUCCUCCCCGGCCAGUUUCCCAUUACACUUCAAGGACGCGACCCUCGAACGUACCGAGAUCGACUACAACCCUCUGUUCGUGCGCAACAUUUUGCCUCGAGUGAACUGGGAAGCCCUCACCGCGACGGCGACCGAAUUGGGCCUACAGUCUCUCCUACCCGCCACGAAUCCCGUCGAGACCGCCGACUCGCCGCAAACCACGACCGACGAAAAGGAGGACGCCGUGGACGACACGGUACUCAAAAACCUGCACAGUCUCCUCCUCGAGACGGGCGUGGUCGAAGGGAAACUGGUGUGCGCAAACUGCGGCUUCGAAUACCCCAUCAAAGAAGGCGUGGGCAAUUUCUUGUUGCCGGCACAUUUGGUGUGA